This is a messenger RNA of Mya arenaria, 708 nucleotides long. Its product is annotated as nucleolin-like. The coding region runs from base 1 to 708 and encodes 235 amino acids. The transcript has 4 exons. NCBI's taxonomy places the organism in Eukaryota, Metazoa, Mollusca, Bivalvia, Myida, Myidae. The record is from RefSeq and is a predicted model, not a curated record.
AUGAAACAGGACAAAAUCAUCAGGGAGCGCAAGCUUAUCUUAAAGAGAGACAUAACUCUGUUUAAGUUUUUGAACGACGUUGACCCCACCGUCCCUUGUGACGAGGACGUUGCCGACCCUAAUGACGAGGACGCCGCCGACCAUGAUGAAGAGGACGCCACCGGCCCUGAUGACAUGGACGCUGCCGACCCUGGACACCGCCGACCUGAUGACGCGGACGCCGCCGACCCUGAUGAAAAGGACGCUGCCGGCCCUGAUGACGAGAACGCCGCCGACCCUAAUGACGUGGACGUUGCCGACCGUAAUGACGAGGACGACGCCGACCCUGAUGACGAGGACGCCGCCGACCCUGAUGACGUGGACGCUGCCGACCCUUAUGAUGAGGACGCCGCCGACCCUAAUGACGAGGACGCCGCCGACCCUGAUGACGUGGACGCUGCCGACCCUGGUGACGAGGAGGCUGCCGACCCUAAUGACGAGGACGCUGCCUACCAUAAUGACGAGGACGCAGCCGACCCUGAUGACAAGGACGCUGCCGUUCCUGAUGACGAGGACGCCGCCGAACCUGAUGACGUGGACGUUGCCGACGCUAACGAGAAAAUUUUUGAUGCAUGGCUGUGGAUCGCCGGUCAAGUGGCGAUCCGAUUCGAUCCACGAGUCAGAGAUGACGAUUCACAGAUCGAACCACGAAUCAUCAGCAUUAAUUAA